AUGAGUGCUACUGGUAGAGCUGUGAGUGCUAUUAUUUUGGAUUGUAAAUUUUGGAAUGAUUGGUUUACUGCAUGUAAACUUGUGGGCCCUCUGAUUAAAUUGCUGAGGCUUGUUGAUGCUGAUGACAAACCAUCUUUGGGAUAUGUUCAUGAAGGAAUGCUAAGGGAAGAAUAUACAAUUAAAGAGAUGUUUAAGCAAAACAAGACUACAUAUCAGCCGUACACAGAUAUUAUCAACUCAAGAUGGGACAUGCAUUUGAAGAAAGAUCUUCAUGCGGCAGCUUACUUCCUGAAUCCUUCAUUCUUUUUUAAUGAAAAUUAUAAAGAAGCACCUAAUGUUAUGCGAGGUUUGCUUGAUCUUGUUACCUUGUAUUGCAAGUGUAACAAUUUAGAUUCAGUUGAGGCAAUAAAAGAAAUACAUUUAUAUAGAAAUCGAAAAGAAAGCUUUGAUAGACCAGAAGCUAUUCGAGCUGCAUCUAAACUUAAGCCUGAUGAAUGGUGGAGGUUAUUCUGUAGCUCUGCUCCAUGUUUACAAAAGAUAGUUGUUCGCAUUCUUAGUCAAGCAUCUGCUUCUUCUGAGUGUGAGAGAAAUUGGAGUCCUUUUUACCAGAUUCAUACAAAAAGAAGAAAUAGAUUGGAGCAUGAUAAACUGAAUAACAUUGUUUAUGUUACUUAUAAUUUGCGUCUUAAAUCCAUGUAA
Arachis ipaensis is the source of this 699-nucleotide messenger RNA. RefSeq lists its product as uncharacterized. NCBI's taxonomy places the organism in Eukaryota, Viridiplantae, Streptophyta, Magnoliopsida, Fabales, Fabaceae. The record is from RefSeq and is a predicted model, not a curated record.